This is a messenger RNA of Tachysurus fulvidraco (yellow catfish), 3738 nucleotides long. Its product is annotated as carcinoembryonic antigen-related cell adhesion molecule 5-like. NCBI's taxonomy places the organism in Eukaryota, Metazoa, Chordata, Actinopteri, Siluriformes, Bagridae. The record is from RefSeq and is a predicted model, not a curated record. Bases 194 to 3571 code for a protein of 1125 amino acids. The transcript is spliced from 23 exons. Gene Ontology annotation, cellular component: cell surface. Gene Ontology annotation, biological process: heterophilic cell-cell adhesion.
AGAGAAUUUGCAUGAACAAAGUUUUGUUCAAAGGUCACAGAGUAUGACACUCUAUGGCUAGUUAUACAGUUACAAAGGCGGAAACUGAACAUAACACUAUUUUAUCCACUGAAGCCUGAAGUGAUUAUUCACUACAGAUCUCUCUUUAGAGACGAUUACUGAGUAGCAGUGGUGGAGCUCCGGAUCUCUCCUGAUGGAUUUACACACUGUGUGCUGCAGUCUGCUUCUGCUACUGACAUGUUCAGGUCGAGGCUUUGGCCAAGUGUUGGAAUUACCUGAGAGUAUAAAUAAAACAGUUGGGGAGAAUGUAGUAAUUACCCCAAAACGUAUUCCUCAUCCUCCUCACAGCUUUGUCAGAUGGAACUUUAAUACAACAGUCAUUCUUGCUGGACCACCGAAUGGAGUUCAUAUACUGCCACCGUACAAAGACAGAGUCAGUUUUAACACCACAUCUUUAGCUCUGGAGCUCAGGAGCCUGACUGAGAGUGAUACUGGACAAUAUGUACUGAGUGUAGACACUACAACUACUUACACUGGUCAGACCUCACUGCUGGUACUUGUCCCAGAUCCAGUCUCCAAUGUUACCAUAGUACCAAGUCAAACAGAGCUGGUCGAAUUCAACACUGUGAGUUUCGUCUGCUCUGCUUCCGGCUCCUUUUUUUCAUUUAUUUGGCUAAAUGACAGCUCUGAGAUAACAGCAGGGGAGCGAAUCCAGAUAACAGACAACAACAGCAAACUGACCAUUACCAGUGUGAUGAGAGGUGACACAGGCCCAUACGAGUGUGAAGUAUACAACAGCAUCAGCAGAAAUAGGAGUCUCCCAUUCAGCCUCACCAUUUACUAUGGUCCUGAAAAUGUUGCUGUGGCAGCAGAUCCAGAGGGACCCUUCUACAGUUCUGGAUCUAAUCUCAAAUUAAACUGCUCAGCUGAGUCCAGGCCUGCUGCUGAGUUUCAUUGGGCUGUGAAUGGAACAGAGCUUGUUAAAAAGGGCCAAGUGCUCAAACUGAACAACAUUCAGAUCAGUCACAGUGGCAAUUACACCUGCAUAGCCCAUAACACACAGACGCUACAAAACUCUGUGUCUGAACCGAUCAGCGUCAAUAUACUAGUGCCAGUCUCCAACGUUGCCAUAAUACCAAGUCUAACCGAAGUUAAACUCAACAACACUGUGAGUUUUGUCUGCUCUGCGUCCGGCUCCUCUCUCUCAUUUAUUUGGCUGAAUGGCAGCUCUGAGGUAACAGCAGGGGAGCGAGUUCAGCUAACAGACAACAACAGCAAACUGACCAUUACCAGUGUGAGGAGAGGUGACACAGGCCCAUACGAGUGUGAAGUAUACAACAGCAUCAACAGAAAUAGGAGUCUCCCAUUCAGCCUCACCAUUUACUAUGGUCCUGAAAAUGUUGCUGUGGCAGCAGAUCCAGAGGAACCUUUCUACAUUUCUGUGUCUAAUCUCAAAUUAAACUGCUCAGCUGAGUCCAGGCCUGCUGCUGAGUUUCAUUGGGCUGUGAAUGGAACAGAGCUUGUUGAAAAGGGCCAAGUGCUCAAACUGAACAACAUUCAGAUCAGUCACAGUGGCAAUUACACCUGCAUAGCCCAUAACACACAGACCCUACAAAACUCUGUGUCUGAAUCGAUCAGCAUCAAUAUACUAAUGCCAGUCUCCAACGUUGCCAUAAUACCAAGUCUAACCGAAGUUGAACUCAACAACACUGUGAGUGUCAUCUGCUCUGCAUCCGGCUCCUCUCUUUCAUUUAUUUGGCUGAAUGGCAGCUCUGAGGUAACGGCAGGGGAACGAGUUCAGCUAACAGACAACAACAGAAAUUUGACCAUUACCAGUGUGAUAAGAGGUGACACAGGCCCAUACGAGUGUGAAGCAUACAACAGCAUCAGCAGAAAAAAGAGUCUUCCAGUCAGCCUCACCAUUAAGAUUAAUGAUAGUGGGAAUGAAGGAGGAGAUGGAGAUUCACUGUCUGCAGGAGCUAUAGCUGGGAUUGUUAUUGGAGUUUUAUUAGCUGUUGCUGCAAUUGCUGGUUUGAUUUUCUAUUUUGUGAAAGUAAAAGAAAUGCCAAGAACAAACUCCAGAGGAAAUAACCAGAGUGGAGCAACACAUAAUGCAGGUGGACAUGAUUCACAGUAUGAAAAUAUCCUCAGAUUCCAUAAUCUGAACACCAGGGUGACUGUGGGUGGAUCUGACACUCAGACGCCUCACAAACCUCACCCUGUUACGGAUACAUACUAUGAAAAUAUGGUCGGCUCCCAUAACAACCCUGUGAUGCGUCACACACCUCACCCUGAUGAGAUGGAGAUGCUACCCUUUAAAGCCAGUCCUCUAAUCUUCUGGCUUGUUGGGCCAUAUUCUUCCCCUUUGCAAGAUCCCUACUUCCAAUUACCCCCAAAACGUAUUCCUGAUCCUCCUCACAGCUUUGUCAGAUGGAACUUUAAUACAGCAGUCAUUCUUUCUGGACCACCGAAUGGAGUUAAUAUACUGCCACCGUACAAAGACAGAGUCAGUUUUAACACCACAUCUUUAGCUCUGGAGCUCAGGAGCCUGACUGAGAGUGAUACUGGACAAUAUGUACUGAGUGUAGACACUACAACUACUUACAUUGCUCACACCUCACUGCUGGUGCUUGUCCCAGAUCCAGUCUCCAAUGUUACCAUAGUACCAAGUCAAACAGAGCUGGUCGAAUUCAACACUGUGAGUUUCGUCUGCUCUGCUUCCGGCUCCUUUUUUUCAUUUAUUUGGCUAAAUGACAGCUCUGAGAUAACAGCAGGGGAGCGAAUCCAGAUAACAGACAACAACAGCAAACUGACCAUUACCAGUGUGAUGAGAGGUGACACAGGCCCAUACGAGUGUGAAGUAUACAACAGCAUCAGCAGAAAUAGGAGUCUCCCAUUCAGCCUCACCAUUUACUAUGGUCCUGAAAAUGUUGUUGUGGCAGCAGAUCCAGAGGGACCCUUCUACAGUUCUGGAUCUAAUCUCAAAUUAAACUGCUCAGCUGAGUCCAGGCCUGCUGCUGAGUUUCAUUGGGCUGUGAAUGGAACAGAGCUUGUUGAAAAGGGCCAAGUGCUCAAACUGAACAACAUUCAGAUCAGUCACAGUGGCAAUUACACCUGCAUAGCCCAUAACACACAGACCCUACAAAACUCUGUGUCUGAACCGAUCAGCGUCAAUAUACUAGAUAGAGGGAGUGAAGGAGGAGAUGGAGAUUCACUGUCUGCAGGAGCUAUAGCUGGGAUUGUUAUUGGAGUUUUAUUAGCUGUUGCUGCAAUUGCUGGUUUGAUUUUCUAUUUUGUGAAAGUAAAAGAGCCAAGAACAAACUCCAGAGGAAAUAACCAGAGUGGAGCAACACAUAAUGCAGGUGGACAUGAUUCACAGUAUGAAAAUAUCCCCAGAUUCCAUAAUCUGAACACCAGGGUGACUGUGGGUGGAUCUGACACUCAGACGCCUCACACACCUCACCCUGUUAUGGAUACAUACUAUGAAAAUAUGGUUGGUUCCCAAAAUAAGAAACCUGUGAUGCGUCACACAUCUCACCCUGAUGAGGGAGUAAUAUAUGAAAACCCCUGACAUGCAGAAAUCAGCUCUUUGUAGAUAAUGAGGGAUUAAAGAGGGCAAAUGUCACCAGCUCUGGGAAGAGGAAGUAACAGUUAAUAUUUGUUUUGAUUGGUGUUUUGGUUAACAGAUCUGAUAGAUGAAAAUGUAUGAAAACAUGUAUGUAUAGUAAUUUUAUAAGA